Molecule: messenger RNA, 672 nt
Organism: Nelumbo nucifera (sacred lotus)
Lineage: Eukaryota; Viridiplantae; Streptophyta; Magnoliopsida; Proteales; Nelumbonaceae
Source: RefSeq, a predicted model, not a curated record
AUGCAAUGUAGUGAGCAUGUUUUCCUUUUCUUUUCAGCCUUGAGUACUGCUACAAUUUUAAGCUAUUUGUAUGGUAUUGAAACUUUGAAUGGUUCAAACUUCUAUGACUGGAAAGAACAAAUAGAGAUAGUCAUGGCCAUUUUCAUGAUUGAUUUUGUCCUAUUAGAGGACGAACCUCCAAAACCCACUGAUCAGAGCACGAAAGAGGAAAAAGAUAAACAUGAAGAUCGGGUGAGAGCCAAUCGUAUUUGCUUGAUGGUAAAGAAAUGGACAAUUUCAAAGAAUAUCAGAAGUGGUAUCCCAGAUGAGACAGUUGCUAAGAAAUACAUGACUAGGGUUCAAGAGCAGUUUGUCGGCUCCUCCAAAGCGAUUGGUAGUUCCUUAAUGACACAAUUAGUAAAUUCAAAAUAUGAGGGUGCGGGAAGUGUAAGAGAACACAUACUUCACAUGGCUGAUCUUGCUACCCAAAUGAAAAGCAUAGAGAUGAAUGUGGAUGAUGGAUUUCUCAUCCAAUUUAUUUUGAAUUCUCUCCCAUAUCAACUUGAUCAACCGAACAUCACAUACAAUGCUCAAAAGGACAAGUGGAGCCCUAGUGAGUUGAUCUCCAUGUGUGUACAAGAAGAGGAGAGGCUGAAGAAAAAUAAAGUUGAUAGCAUGAAUAUUGCGGUAUAG